AUGGCCGCCACCCUCCUCCCCCACCACGCCCAAACACCGCACUCCAUCCGCGAGUACGCCGGGCUGGCCCGCCCCCCACACCUGACCCGGCUCGAAAGCGCGACGCACAAAACCGGCCACGUCGAGCCGCUCAGCAUCGACGUCGAGGACACCCCGGAAGGCGGCUUCGUCCCGGGCUUCCUGCACCUCCCGCCCGACUUCUUCACCAACCCGCCCGCCGACGCCUCCCCCGCCGACGCCACCCCGCGCACCGCCCGCCUACUGGCCACCCUCCCGCCGCACCACCACCGCACCGCCGCCAUCCUGCUCUCGGGCGCCGGUGGGGGGCUGGCCGGGCCGAGCUCGAUUUACUUGUCGCUGGCGUGUAAGUUGGCGACGCUGGGUCGUGGGAUUCCGGCGCUGAGGCUGGAUUAUCGAUAUCCUGGAAGGAGGGAGCAGUGUGUGGCGGAUGUGAGGGCUGCGAUGGCGUUUUUGAGGGAUAUGUAUGGUUUGGAUCGGUUUGUGUUGGUGGGUUGGUCGUUUGGAGGGGCGGUGGUGUUUACGGCGGCGGAGGAGGAUCCGAGGGUGGUCGGGUGUGCGACGGUGGCGAGCCAGGCGGCCGAGGCGGAGGGGAUUCAGAAGUUGAGCCCGAGGCCGGUGCUGUUGAUGCAUGGAAGUGGGGAUAAUACGUUGGAUGUGGGCUGUUCGCAGAGGUUGUUUCAUAUGUAUGGGGCGGGGGAUCGGAUGUUGGAGGUGUUUGAGGGGGAUAAUCAUUCGUUGAGCAAGAAUGCGGAUGGGGCGGAAGUGAUGCUGUGUGAGUUUGUUGCGAGGUGUGCUGGGCUGAGGGUGGAUGCGCAGGAUAGGAAGGAUGUGGUGGGUGCAGAGCUGGUGGAGGAUGGGGAGCGGCAUGGGCUGAUGGAGAAGGGAGGUGAUUUGAGGGCGCCGGAGCGGGAAGACUAA
Molecule: messenger RNA, 939 nt
Organism: Chaetomium globosum CBS 148.51
Lineage: Eukaryota; Fungi; Ascomycota; Sordariomycetes; Sordariales; Chaetomiaceae
Exons: 1
Coding region: 1-939 (312 amino acids)
Source: RefSeq, a predicted model, not a curated record